Messenger RNA from Lindgomyces ingoldianus, 4031 nucleotides. RefSeq lists its product as uncharacterized. Gene Ontology annotation, molecular function: DNA-binding transcription factor activity, RNA polymerase II-specific; transcription cis-regulatory region binding; zinc ion binding. Gene Ontology annotation, cellular component: nucleus. Gene Ontology annotation, biological process: positive regulation of transcription by RNA polymerase II. The record is from RefSeq and is a predicted model, not a curated record. NCBI's taxonomy places the organism in Eukaryota, Fungi, Ascomycota, Dothideomycetes, Pleosporales, Lindgomycetaceae. The coding region runs from base 97 to 3852 and encodes 1251 amino acids. The transcript has 4 exons.
AAAACCUGCCCAAGGACUGCUUCCUACUAUUUACCCCGGCGGAGACCCAGCACCCCGGUUGAGCAGUUCCAGGGCCUUACCACAAUCCUAGUCCAGAUGGCAUCUCGUCCGGGGGGACCACCUACAGGCGCCAGCAACGUGACACCAAACGGCACCAGUUCUAACUCCGCAACUAAUCCUAAGAUGAGGAAGAGGACCAAGACAGGCUGCCUGACCUGUCGAAAACGUCGCAUCAAAUGUGGUGAAGAGAGGCCGACAUGUGCCAACUGCAUCAAAUCGAAGCGACAGUGUGAAGGCUACAACCAGCGCGUCAUCUUCAAGCCACCGAUUGGGGACUGGCCAAACCAUCCUGGCGCUGUGAGCACACUUCAGUAUCACAGUUCGAUGCUUCCCGGAGCCCGACGUUAUGCGCCGCCUCAACCGACGACCCAAUCUCAGGACGGCCCGUUGGCAUCGAUACAACCGCGGCCCAUGCAUUUCGACUUCUCAAACGUUGAGACUGGGCCCAUCCCCGGCCUUGACGGGCAACAUGUGCUUGUUGGAAGCCAGUCGCCGUAUGGGCACGACCCAAACUACCAGCAGCCUCUACACUCCCCGCACUACCAACAGCCUUUGCACUCGCCGCAUCACCAGCUUCCAACUCCAACUAGCGCAACUUCCUACUUUCCGUCAUCUCAGCCCUCUCCAAUACAUGGGAACUUCCCAGGACACUAUGCGAAUGAAGGAAAUAUCGGUUACCAAGCACAACAGCAAUACCCUCAGGGAGAACCUCAUCAUCACAUUCCAGUUUCUUAUGAUACCCACGUCGACCAAAAGCCUACCGUUUCUGUUUCUGAAUCUCACUAUCCUUCUGUUUCCCAAGCUUCUCAAGAGCAGGUUAUAUACCAGCAGCCGCAGCGGCCAACCAGCAUGGCCGAGGAGCAGAACCACUACGUUCUGCCUUCGAAUGCCCCCCCACGAGCUGAGGAGUACCCUCACUACGUGGAGUCUCGGCCGCCUUUGACUCAUAUGGGCAGCAAUCCUCGAGUCGCACAUUCGCAGCCUAGCCCUGUGAACCUGAGUCACGCGCGUCCGUAUGCGCUGCCACCCACUAUCUCACUUUCUGAUUCUAUUCGUCCCAGUUAUCAGACUGUUCCUGUUCAGAUACACCAACAUGAUGUAAACUCCGAUGUAAAAUAUGUGCCGCAGCAUGCUGUACUUGAACAACCCGUCGCCGAACCGCAGGCCACGCAAUCCUUUCAAUGGCAACUCCUUAUGUCAGGGUUCGGGGGUGACGACCAUGUCAGCCCUACCCAAGUCCUUGAUGAAGCAGCUGUUGAAUACGUGGAUGAUGAAUACUUCGACGUAGAACCUGAUGAGGAGAUGCCGGAUGAAGAGGAAGGGCAGGAUGAAGACGCGAUGGUGUUAAGCCGAGACUUUAGUCUCAUGCAACAGCUUCAUCACGAGAAUAAUAACGAGCUCGCUCCUCGAAGCUAUGAUAACUUCCUAUUCGAAGGAUUCCUGACGCAUUACUGUGCUGAGAAUGUCGCCAAUCCGCUCAAGAACCCCAAGACUGCUAGAGUAUUCGCGCACUUCGUCCACGCCACCGGUCCCAGUCUCUCAAUCUACGAGCGCAAUCCACGAAAUCCUAAUUCGAUAUUCGAGGCCCCGACUCCACCACCUCACCAAAGUCUAUGGACUUACAUACUCCCUAUGAAGGCGUUAAAUCACCAAGGGCUGCUGCAUGCCAUGCUAGCGCUCUCCAGCCUACACAUCGCAAGACUCCAAGGAGCCUCAGCCACACCGUCAUACAGACAUUAUGCUUACGCCCUGAAACGCCUGACGGGAUAUCUCGGAGACACUAAGAAGCGCCUUCAGAUUCCCACGCUCGCAACCUCACUACUUCUGGCUUUCUACGAAGUUAUGACGGCAGAGCAUGUUAAGUGGUCGACCCACUUAGUCGGCGCGGCACAUCUCCUCCGCGAGCUCGACUUCCGAACUCUCACUCAGGAAGCAAGACGUCUAAAAACAGAACAGAUGGCGCAAGAGCAACAAUUCCCGUACCAAAACCCGAAUAUGUUGAUCGACCAGAAGCAAUUCGAGCAAAAGCUGAAGGAGACCGCCAUGAUGCCGGAUGAGAAUUUGGUCAGCACUAUCAUUGGCAAGAAAGUCAAUUAUGACGACCACAGCCGUGUCUUCGAAGAAAACGGCAAGCAGAAAGGGCGGAGGAAUAGUUUACCCGGGAAACUUGAUCUGCGGAGUUAUGAGACGCUUCAGGACUUGAAUUGGUGGUAUAUGCGGCAUGACGCUUUUCAAAGCAUCGUGAGUGGGAAUCCAUUGAUUAUGGAUUACCGUAAAUGGUCAGACUGCCCUCCUCGAGCGCCAUUCGGUCGCUCUGAAGCUCUGUAUGGAUCUCACGAUCACCUUAUACUUCUCAUUGGUCGAAUAGCAGAUUUCACGGUUCGAGAUCGCGAAAGGAAGCUCAGACAGGUGGAAGCAAAUGGCGGACAAUGGAAACCCACGCCGGGUAUGCCUGGAAUGCCUAUGGGACCACCUCCGCAGGCCAAAGGCCAGCAGCACCCUCCUUCUACUCCUACAACCCCUAUGACACCGAUGACGCCGAUGGGUCCUGCCCCACAUAUGCAAGGAAUGGGACCUCCUCCCGGAUGGGUUGGUCCUCCACCUCCUGGCUGGCCUGGCGUUCCUCCACAAAUGUCGCCGACAGGUGGUCCGCCUCGAGCAUCCGGAAUGAUGCCUCCGCCUCCAUCGCCAGGCUUCAUGCCUCCACAACACCCUGGACAACCACAUAUGCAAGACCAAGCUCCAAUGCCUCCACAAGCUCAAGGGCCUCCUCAAAUACCUCAGCCACCUCGCGGCCCUCCACCAGGCGCAAUGCCUACCUUCUACGGCAUGGCGCCAUCACGACCUCCAAUUUCUCUCCCAACUAGCUACGCCAACCCAGAUCCAAACUGGCAUGACUCCCCCAAACCCCCUCACACACCACACCCGAAAUUCGCAGACCUACCCUCCGCCUACGACGCCGCACUUAACGACUGGACAUCGAUCCUACACGCCCACACCGCACUCUCUCAAAUCCUAUCUUCAACCGCCCCCUUCGACCCCCUGCCUUCAGACCUCAACUUCACAGCCUUCGCGCCAGGCGGACCCACCACCCCCUUCGGCCCUGCGCUCGUCUAUCGGAGCUACGACAUCUCCAUCCUCUGGACCCUGCUACACCUCUCACACAUCCUCCUCCUACGGUCCCACCCUGCAAUGCCACCAGCCGCCAUGGCCGCGGCUAGCAUCUGCGCGCCCGCAACAGCGCCGUACGCCAACCUCGUCGGCCGCAUCGCCGCAGGGCUACAGAUGCCGAUGACGGAGUCCACGCCGCUGAAUCCGAAUCUCGGCGCUGCCAUGAUCGAAUCCACCAUGAGUUUAUUUUUUGCGGGGAUACAGUAUCAGGAUCCCAAGCAGCGAGAGUGGUUGGUGGGCAGGUUGUUGGAUAUUGAUCGCAGGACGGGGUGGGCGAGUGCUGGCGUGAUUGCUAGGAGUUGUGAGACUAGUUGGGAGAAGGCAGCGGAGUUGGGGAGGGGGCCGAGUUAUGAGAGGAGGAGGACUAGAAGGUUUGGGGAGGUGGGGCCGUUGGUUUUGGAUCCGGAUCAAAAUCAGGAUGAGAGGGGUGGGAGUAGGGGUGGAGAAAUGGGCGAGAGAGUGAGCGAGAGGAGGGGGGGUGUGUUUGAGGGCGAUGAGAAAAGGUUUGUUGUUAGACAUCCGAAGGGGUAUACACCUUGGGCUAUGAAUCUUUUGGGUACGGAUGAGGAUUUGAGGGUCGGCAUGGAGAAGGUAGAGAUAGGGGCUGGGGUGGAGAGAUGAAAGGAGUCUGGCUGCCACUGGUAUUGAAGUUGGAUAAACUUGAGCGGAAGGUGUUUGCGGAGAAGUAUACGAGGAAUAUCGGGAAAAUGAACGACAAUCGGAACGAACCACGAGGAAUAACGGAAUACGGAAGGGAAUAUUUGGAUCUCUUUCAAAAGGAUGGCCAAGACGGAUCGAUG